This is a messenger RNA of Podarcis muralis (Common wall lizard), 5590 nucleotides long. It is a transcript of the gene TBC1D30, whose product is annotated as TBC1 domain family member 30. Gene Ontology annotation, cellular component: endoplasmic reticulum. NCBI's taxonomy places the organism in Eukaryota, Metazoa, Chordata, Lepidosauria, Squamata, Lacertidae. The record is from RefSeq and is a predicted model, not a curated record.
CCAGGGGACACCGACGAAUGUGACCUGCGCAAAGCCUCCUUUGCAAAAGAGAGUGUCUUUUUCCCCUCCUCUUCCCUCCACCCCCCUCGCCUCGAGGACAAUGGGCCAGACCCGGAACUCUGGCCCUGGGAUUUGCCACAGGGCGCGCGCCACCCUCAGUCGCCUGGCAGAGGCGCGAGCCAGCGCAGCGAGGCUGCUCCUGCCUGGGCGAGGGAAUGGAGCUCGCCGAGGUGGACCUGGGCGACCCCGGGGAGCAACCGGGCCGGGCCAGGGUGUGCAGCAGCGCGGACAGCCCGGCGGAGGAGGAGGAGGAAGAAGAAGGGGAGGCAAGCGAGGAGGCGCUGUCGCGCAGCCGCGCCUCGUCGCUGGUGAACGGCCUCCUGACCGAGCUGUACAGCGUGGGGCGCGCCCGCCAUCGCGACAGCGUGGACAGCUCCACCGAGGCGUCCGCCGGCUCCGACGCCUUCCCCGGCGGCAGGGGCAGCAGCGCCGAGUCCCGCUUCCUGCAGGAGCUGCGGCGAAGGCCCAGCCAGCGGCACCAGAGGACGUACCUGGCGCAGAAAGAUACCAAUGAGUUGACAACCAUAAUACGCGAGCUGAAUUACAGAAUUUGUGUUCAGUCAGCAAAAUUGCUUCGCCUUCUGAAACAAAAGGACAGGCUUUUGCACAAAGUGCAGAAGAACUGUGAUAUUGUAACAGCCUGUUUGCAAGCAGUUUCCCAGAAACGGCGAGUUGACACCAAGUUGAAAUUUACACUUGAGCCAUCUUUAGGUCAGAAUGGCUUUCAGCAGUGGCACGAUGCUCUCAAAGCAGUGGCUAGGCUGCCAACAGGAAUACCAAUGGAGUGGAGGAGAAAGGUCUGGCUCACCUUGGCAGAUCAUUACUUAAGGAGCAUAGCAAUUGACUGGGAUAAAACAAUGCGCUUCACUUUCAAUGACAGAAGCAAUCCUGACGAUGAUUCCAUGGGUAUUCAGAUUGUAAAGGAUCUUCAUCGAACUGGAUGCAGUUCUUACUGUGGCCAGGAGGCAGAGCAAGACAGAGUGGUAUUAAAACGUGUUUUACUGGCUUACGCCAGGUGGAACAAAUCUGUAGGAUAUUGUCAAGGCUUUAACAUUCUGGCUGCCCUCAUUCUUGAAGUAAUGGAAGGCAACGAGGGAGAUGCUUUAAAAAUUAUGAUUUACUUAAUUGAUAAAGUGCUGCCUGACAGCUAUUUUGUCAAUAACCUCCGAGCGCUAUCUGUCGACAUGGCCGUGUUCCGAGACCUCCUGAGAAUGAAACUUCCUGAACUGUCUCAGCAUUUGGAUACUCUUCAAAGAGCUGCCAACAGGGAAAGUGGAGGCGGUUACGAACCCCCACUCACGAAUGUCUUCACUAUGCAGUGGUUCCUGACCCUGUUUGCUACAUGCCUUCCUAACCAUACAGUUCUAAAAAUCUGGGAUUCUGUGUUCUUCGAAGGGUCGGAAAUUAUACUGAGAGUAGCGCUGGCUAUUUGGGCAAAGCUGGGAGAGCAGAUAGAUUGUUGUGAAACUGCGGAUGAAUUCUAUGGCACCAUGGGAAAGUUAACCCAAGAGAUGCUGGAAGGCGACCUGAUUGAUAGCAAUGAACUCAUGCAGACUGUUUAUUCUAUGGCCCAGUUCCCUUUCCCACAACUAGCAGAAUUACGGGAGAAAUAUACAUACAACAUUACUCCUUUUCCUGCCUCAGUGAAAUCAGCUUCAGGAUGGCUGGGAAAAAUUAGAGACAGUGAUGAGGAGAACGACCUUGAUGAUGAAGAUUCCAUAGCUAAUGUCAUUGGUUGCCUUGGGCCAUUCAGUGGGUUUCUAGCCCCAGAACUACAGAAGUAUCAAAAGCAAUUCAAAGAUCAUAAUGAAGAGCAGAGUCUAGGUUCCAGCAAUAUUGCAGAGCUAAGCCCUGGAGCAAUAGAUGCCUGUCGGAGCGAAUACCACGCCGCUUUUAACAGCAUGAUGAUGGAACGUAUGACCACAGACAUUAAUGCGCUGAAAAGGCAGUAUUCACGGAUAAAGAAGAAACAGCAGCAACAGGUCCAUCAGGUGUACAUCAGAGCAGGGUCUGAAGAUGAUGACCCUGGGAUUAUGUUAGAUCCCAGGGACCAGCCGAAUAAUGAUAAAGGACCAGUUACUAGUCUUCUGCCCUCUCAAGUGAACCAUUCUCCAGUGAUCAACCACCUUCUGCUAGGAAAGAAGAUAAAGCCAACUAACAGGUCUUCCAAAAAUGCUAUUAUUCAUGUUCCAAAUCACGCAGGAGGCAAGAUGUCACCUAGUCCCCACGAAGAUCUUAAAACAAAGCUCAACUCUCCUUGGCGCACUCACAUUAGGGUGCAUCGAAAGAAUAUAGCAAGAGCCAAAGGCCAGCUGGGCUAUGGAGAUACAAUAGGGUUAAUAGAAGAGCAGAAUGAAGGUGUGAAAACCAGUAGCCCCAAUGGGAAAGAAGAGGCUCCAAGCAAAUCUGAAUCUAUGGAAAUCGAAGGCAGUGAUUCAGAUGCCCGGACUGCUGAAGGACAGUCUCCUGAACCAAGUUACAAAGAUGCCAAUGCCAACGUCAACGUAUCAGCUGUUCAGCUGAAGCUCGAAGCCCUGGAACUUACCCAAAAUGACAAAGAUGAUGUUGAAUCAGUAUCGACUUCGUUCUGUCAAACACCUCUAUCCGAGUUCCCGAAUUCGCCCAGUGACAGUGGGACAGUGGCAAAAUCUCCCCAAGCUGCCACUGCUAAAUCACAAGUCUUCAGUCCUUUUCCCAGUGUCAAACCUCUUAGAAAAUCAGCUGCGGCCAGAAACCUAGGAUUGUAUGGUCCAACCGAGAGAACCCCAACUGUACAUUUCCCACAGAUGAGCAGAAGCUUUAACAAGCCUGCAAGCGGUAACAGCGGGUCAAAAAAACGAUGAUGUAUAUAUAUCGCUGGCGCAUCAUCAUCAUCUCAGUUUUUAUGACGUGUGUGUUCGUUGUUCUGAAGGAGUUUCUGAAUAAUUUCAUUUCUUAAUUGAAAUAAGGAAGAUAAGUCGCAACUGGAACAUAAACUGUAUGAUCAAAGAUCUGUCUUUUUUAUAUAUAUAACGUGGAGUAGUGAAAGCACACAGUGCCACAUACAGUUUUCAUGUUCAAAAAAUGAACAUUGGCUUUCAGUAAUGAGAAGCUGUAACACGGCAUUCAGUAAUACAGUGGUAGGACAGUUUCCCCCCUGUCAGUUCAUCAAGAAGACUACCACCUUUUAUGGUUCAGUGGCUAAUUAGCAGAGCCUUGUAGCUGCCUCAAUGAAGUACACUGGACUUCAAAAUUUCAGGCAGAUUAAAAUAUUUUUUUAAAAAAACUGCUUCUGUAUAAUAUAUACAGAAUAUAUUUGAGCAGCUGACACAUUAGCUGUGUUUUAGCAUUUUCCACUCGAAUGCCACUGGUGUUACUUCUUUUAAUUAUUUUUGAUAUAAUAAUUAUCACCUUAGGUCAGGUAAAAAGGGAAGUUGAAAUGCUUUCUAUGACUCGAUUGUGGCUCCCUAAAUGAUGACCUUCAGUGAGUCAUGGGACUGUUGGAAUAUAUAUUUAAAUCUGUUAGUUAAUUUAUCACUAAAAUUCCUAGAAGUAUCUGGCAUUAAAGACAAAUCUUCCUUAGCCUUUAUGAUAAGGUUAAGUCACUUUUCAUGUUAACUGCUGGGCAGUGUUGUUCCACAGUGUAUGUUAAUUCCCUAAUGUGUCAGCUUCCCAGCUGAGGAAAAUUUAUGGCUGUAUCCUGAUGAUGUAAGAUCGUCUUUAGUGUACUACUUAACUUUUUUCGGCCAGUGAAAGUUUUAGCAGUUUCCUGCAGAUCUUGUCCCUUGCUUCUACAUUUGAAGUGAAAUGAUCUAUUGCCUAACAAGCUUCAAGAGAUUAGAGGUGGUUAUCACUAUGGUGUAUUAUCAUGUAAACAAUUGUUAAAAUUCCAAAACUUGACAGUCAGUAUGGAGAAAGGGGUCUCCUGUUUCUCGGUCUCCUAAACACUGUGCAAUCCCCCGCCCCCUUUCUAAAACAUAGAAUACUGCUGUGUAAUAGUUUCAGUGUUCAGUGGGAAUUAGUGAACAAACUAACUGUGUAGGCUUGGGGAAGUUACAAACUCUGAAACAGUUUUAGAUUUGUAAAAUGAAGAGUAGGAGCCUACCUCACAGGACAAAUGUAAGGACUAUAAGUGCUGUGCAAAGUUAAGUGCAAUGAAAAAUAGCAUGUGCUGCCAUAACAACAAGAGUCAUUCUAGGGUAAUAGACAGAAGUCCAUUAUCUACAGAAGAUGCUGUCUAUAUCUAUCCUGUUCACAAUAGCUGUGAGCAUUAAGCCUAGGUGCUUGAAGGAAGAGUACACUGAUGAUGAAUCAAUCCUACUUACAAUUUGUGGAGUUCUCAAUUUGUGGAGCUCCCAAGUCUACACAGUCUUCCAUUAUCCUUUCGUUGAAGUUCUCUGAAUGGGAUGCAUCUCAUCCUGCAAUCCACAGUUGGUUCAGGAAAUGUAUAACAACAAGAAUCCUCCAGGCUUCUCUAAGUAAUAGCUCUUAGGCUGCAGUCCUGAACAGACUUACCUGGAAAGUAGGUCCAGUUGAACGCAGUAGAACUUAACUUCUGAAUAGACAUGCAUGCGAUUUGGCUGAAUGUGUAACUCUUAUGUUUUCAGUGAACAGAUAAGCCAGCAGACGAAUAAAGGAUCAGUGAAGAAUCUAAAGUAUCGUGCACCUAGAUUGCUAACAAGUUUUGGUUUUCCCAUGAUUUCUGAGCAGCAGUCUACAUGCUUCAUUGCAAGCCAUUUAUGAACAGUUUGUGAUAUGGCGCUAGGUGGGCGUACUUUUAAAAAUCAAAAUCAAAAAUCCUACUGUGUUGGCUUGUCCAAUGUACUUCUUUGGGCCUUAGCUGCUGAUUCUCCAGUAUCAUAUAAAAGGCAUAGGAAUUUGGUCCUCAAAACACUGUCCCAAAACCAAUUUGGAUUUCAACUUUAUUUUGGAAAUCUCUGUAGUUUCCUACCCUGAAAGACAGUUAUGUCCUUCGCCGUGUGAAUUUUUCAGAGCUAAUAUUUUGUCCACAUUAAAUAUUUCUGUAAAAAUGAUUUCCCCCCAUUCCUAAAAGAGUAAUGAAAGCAGCUAAAAACUAAUCUAAAAUUAUAUCCAAGGUUAGCAAUUUGCAAACCCAUAAAGCAUUCUGAAAUUGCUUGACACCCCAUUUACUCCAAUGGAAAGCACUAGAGGGAAUCUUAUCUGGGGUCUACCCUGUGCAUGCACACAAGACAUAUCAGAGCUGCCUGACGCUGAGGUCAGUGUCUUAUGUGGAAUUCUGCAUGGGUACUAGAGCCCUCCCCUGUCCCUGCACAUCAAUAGGAGCAGCUAGUUUUGGCAUGGUGUAGCUACCUUUACAUUAUGAUGACAGGUAGUUCUGGACCCAUCACCGUUGCCACCUGAGUGAUGCCGGUAAGAAACUGAAAUAACUACUGGGUCUGCCUGCCUUUUGUGCGCUGUGAUUUAAGAUGCUUUGGUGUUAAACUUUGUAUCUUUGAUGUAUACAAUGUACUAUAGAUAUUGUAACAUUAUAAAUAUAUACAGGAUAAUAUAUACAGGAUGUAUGAAAUGG